GGAAGUAGUCUUAACCAUUACAUGUGAUGCUUGACAUCAACUCAUUGUUAUUGACUAUCCCAACUUGUGUUAAUGAUAUUUGAUUACAAUGAGAAAUACAUACCUGUGCCUCUCUUGUAGCAAUAAGAAAUUAGUAUUCUAGUUUAUUAUUAAUAAAUAAAAAUGUUCAUUACACUUUGGAAAUCUUACAAUGUUAAGUAAAUAAUGUUUUAGUUAUACGAGCAUGUGUACAGGGAAAUUUACUCUACUCCACUAAAUUAUGAAAUAAAACUUUUAGUAUAAGUUUGUUCUUUGUUUCAGAUUCAAUGUCAUAGCUGUUGGAAGCAGUUAUAACUGAGGACACAAUUAAUUUAUUUAUCAUGUGUGCAUCAUGCAAAUCAAAAUGUUACAAGUGUUUAAUUUUUCAUUAAACAUAAGUGAUGUACAUCAGAUUUUCCUAAUGCAAUUUGCUUCCACGAUAGACUUUUCUGUGAUCAGAAUAUUGGCUCAUUUAUUUGCUAUUAGAUAAUACUUGGUAUUUGCAUUAAAUAUCUAUUAGUGAAUGGUGUUUGUUUAUAACUCAUUUAGACAAAAUAGAAUUAUGUAUGCUAUAAAAAGUUGUGUAACAAGUAAAAUUUUAAAUUAUAAAUAUUAUUAACAUUGGUUUUCAUUUAGUUUAUAUUCCAUGCAAAAGUGAUUUAUUAUGAUUAGCCAAAUUAUUUAUUAUAGAUUCAUAGUAUUGGCAAAAAUGUACACUUUUACACAUUGUGGCUAGGCUACAAGUAAAGAAGGAAAUAAAACUGUUCUCUUUGCAGCUAUACUUGUACAUGAGUGCCACUGGAGGAAUAAAUGGCAACCCAAAGUGAAAACCCAUAUGAGUGUUCACUUUGUAGCUAUUCUUGUACUAGAAAUAGUAACUUGAAGAAACAUAUAUUAACUCACACAUGUGUAAAACCUUAUACAUGUUCAAUGUGUAGAUAUGCUACUUCUAGAAACAGUGCCUUGAAGAAACACAUGUUAACUCACACAGGCGAAAAGCCUUGUAAGUGCCCCCUCUGUAACUAUGCCUGUACUUCAAAUAGUGAUUUGAAGACUCAUAUAUUAACUCACACAGGUGAGAAACCGUAUAAGUGCUCCGUGUGUAGUUAUGCUAGUUCUAGAAGUCAUACCCUGAAGAGCCAUAUGUUAACUCACACAGGAGAAAAACCGUAUAAGUGUCCCCUGUGCAGCUACGCUUCUGCACAAAAUUAUGACAUGAAGAAACAUAUAUUUAAACACACAGGUGAAAAACCUUUUACUUGUUCCCUGUGCAACUAUGCUUGUACUGAAAGUGGCGCAUUGAAGAGACAUUUGUUAAAACACACAGGUGAAAAACCUUUUACUUGUUCCCUGUGCAACUAUGCUUGUACUUAUAGUGGCUCAUUGAAGAGACAUUUGUUAAAACACACAGGUGAAAAACCUUUUACUUGUUCCCUGUGCAACUAUGCUUGUACUGAAAGUGGCUCAUUGAAGAGACAUUUGUUAAAACACACAAAUGAAAAAACUACGAGUAUGUAAAGGCCAUGUCACACUGCCGUGGCGUCGCGUCCGUCCAUCCAUAGUAUGAACGUCCGCGUAUGCCGCGACGGUCUCGAGUCCCGUCAAACUACCAGACACGCGUCCGCGGCCAACGCCACGUCUUUCUAGGAGUUGCUUAUGCAUUUCAACUACUUUGAAUUUGUUUAGUUAUACACUGAUAGUGGAAUGAAUAGUUUGUUAUAGGUCUACAAAAUUAAUUUAUUGUUCUGGAGCGUAUUCAUUAAUAAUUAUUAUUAUCAAAAUUAUAUUUUCAUUAUUACAUGCAAUACUAUUUCUAUUAUGAACUUAGUAAUUAGGG
Molecule: messenger RNA, 1855 nt
Organism: Homalodisca vitripennis (glassy-winged sharpshooter)
Lineage: Eukaryota; Metazoa; Arthropoda; Insecta; Hemiptera; Cicadellidae
Product: zinc finger protein 596-like
Exons: 2
Coding region: 829-1536 (235 amino acids)
Biological process (GO): regulation of transcription by RNA polymerase II
Molecular function (GO): RNA polymerase II cis-regulatory region sequence-specific DNA binding; DNA-binding transcription factor activity
Source: RefSeq, a predicted model, not a curated record